Messenger RNA from Chrysochloris asiatica (Cape golden mole), 1662 nucleotides. RefSeq names its product autophagy related 14 (gene ATG14). The transcript has 10 exons. NCBI's taxonomy places the organism in Eukaryota, Metazoa, Chordata, Mammalia, Afrosoricida, Chrysochloridae. Bases 3 to 1481 code for a protein of 492 amino acids. Gene Ontology annotation, biological process: mitophagy; cellular response to starvation; autophagosome assembly. The record is from RefSeq and is a predicted model, not a curated record. Gene Ontology annotation, cellular component: phosphatidylinositol 3-kinase complex, class III; extrinsic component of omegasome membrane; autophagosome.
UCAUGGCGUCUCCCAGUGGGAAGGGAGCCCGGGCGCCGGAGGCUCCAAGCUACGGAUACCGGCAGCUUGCCCGGGACCUAGAGGACUCCGUGGACGACGCAGAGGGGCUGUACGUGGCGGUCGAGCGGUGUCCGCUAUGUAACACCACCCGCCGGCGGUUGACCUGCGCCAAAUGUGUUCAGAACGGCGAUUUCGUUUACUUCGACGGCCGCGACCGUGAAAGGUUUAUUGACAAGAAGGAAAGGUUAAGCCGACUUAAGAGCAAGCAAGAAGAAUUUCAAAAAGAAGUAUUAAAAGCCAUGGAAGGAAAAUGGAUAACAGAUCAGUUGAGAUGGAAAAUAAUGUCCUGCAAGAUGAGGAUCGAACAGCUGAAACAAACAAUAUGUAAAGGAAAUGAAGAAAUGAAGAAAAAUUCUGAAGGCCUGCUCAAAACCAAGGAAAAGAAUCAGAAGCUUUACACUCGAGCACAACGGCAUCAAGAGAAGAAAGAGAAGAUUCAGAGGCACAAUCACAGACUUAGCGAGCUGGUAGAGAAGAAAAGUCUUGACUUAAGAAGUCAUUCUGAGCACCUGGCAAGUCUUCGGCGAGCCCACAUAGUAGAGCUCACCUCUGUCAUCUUCCCCAUCGAGGAAGUAAAGACUGCUGUGAGAGAUCCCGCGGACACGUCUGCAGAGCACGACAGUGCCAUGACCUCUAGCACCGUGAGCAAGCUUGCUGAAGCCCGCAGGACCACUUACCUGUCAGGGCGAUGGGUCUGUGACGACCAUAAUGGAGAGACCAGCAUCAGCAUCACAGGGCCUUGGAUCAGCCUCCCUAACAACGGAGACUACUCUGCCUACUACAGCUGGGUGGAGGAGAAGAAAACAACCCAGGGGCCAGACACGGAGCACAACAACCCGGCACACACCAUCAGUGCUGCACUGUGCUACGCGACGCAGCUGGUCAACAUUUUGUCUCAUAUCCUCGAUGUAAAUCUUCCCAAAAAGCUGUGCAACAGUGAAUUUUGUGGGGAAAAUCUGAGCAGACAGAAGUUUACUCGUGCCGUGAAGAAACUGAAUACAAAUAUCCUUUACCUGUGCUUUUCUCAGCAUGUAAAUUUAGAUCAAUUACAACCACUGCAUACCCUCAGGAAUCUAAUGUACCUGGUCAGUCCGAACUCUGAACACCUUGGCAGGUCGGGGCCCUUUGAAGUGCGAGCAGACCUUGAGGAGUCCAUGGAAUUUGUGGACCCUGGAGCUGCCGGGGAAUCUGACGAGAGUGGCGAGGAGCACAGAAGUGACGAGGAGACCGACUUGGGCACAGACUGGGAGAACCUGCCAAGCCCCCGGUUUUGUGACAUCCCCUCUCAGCCGGUGGAAGUCUCCCAGAGUCAGAGCACCCAGGUGUCCCCACCCAUUGCGAGCAGCAGUGCUGGGGGCAUGAUCUCUUCGGCUGCAGCCUCGGUGACCUCCUGGUUUAAAGCUUACACUGGACACCGCUAAAGCAGCACGGGCAAGACAGGCCGAACGCGCACCAAGAAUCGCUAAUCCCACUACACCCUAGUCAUCUGUAGCUGUUAAGAGAGUGCCUGGAACAAAAAUGGUUAAACUGGUAUUGUUUUUUGUUUUUUUUGUAAAAGCAGGGCGACAAGCAUUUCUGUUUGCCAGAUUGACUGACAUGUUG